Mustela lutreola (European mink) is the source of this 4321-nucleotide messenger RNA. RefSeq names its product SDA1 domain containing 1 (gene SDAD1). Gene Ontology annotation, cellular component: nucleolus. The record is from RefSeq and is a predicted model, not a curated record. Gene Ontology annotation, biological process: ribosomal large subunit biogenesis; ribosomal large subunit export from nucleus. Lineage: Eukaryota; Metazoa; Chordata; Mammalia; Carnivora; Mustelidae. The coding region runs from base 140 to 2203 and encodes 687 amino acids. The transcript is spliced from 22 exons.
GCCGCCUACCGGGCGUCCCUGGCGCUGUUUCCGGUCAUUCUCGGAAGCGGGAGUCCCCCACGCGGCCGACCCGGUUGGCGGCUGCUGGCGGCGUGGGGCUUCUUGAGACUCUUCGUGGCGGAGCCCGUCAGCCGCCGACAUGUCCAGCAGAAACAACAACAAGCUGCCCAGCAACCUGCCGCAGUUGCAGAAUCUGAUAAAGCGGGACCCGCCAGCCUACGUGGAGGAGUUUCUACAGCAGUAUAAUCACUACAAAUCCAAUGUGGAGAUUUUCAAAUUACAACCAAAUAAACCCAGCAAAGAACUGGCAGAGCUGGUGAUGUUUAUGGCACAGAUUGGUCACUGCUAUCCAGAACAUUUAAGUAAUUUUCCUCAAGAGUUGAAAGAUCUUCUCUCCUACAAUCACACUGUCUUGGAUCCAGAUCUUCGAAUGACAUUUUGCAAAGCUUUGAUCUUGCUGAGAAAUAAGAAUCUCAUCAACCCAUCGAGUUUGCUGGAACUCUUCUUUGAACUUCUGCGUUGCCAUGAUAAGCUUCUGCGAAAGACUUUAUACACACAUAUCGUCACCGAUAUCAAGAAUAUCAAUGCAAAACACAAGAACAAUAAGGUGAACAUAGUGUUGCAGAAUUUCAUGUACACCAUGCUAAGAGACAGCAAUGCAACUGCAGCUAAGAUAUCUUUGGAUGUGAUGAUUGAGCUCUACAGAAGAAACAUCUGGAAUGAUGCCAAAACAGUCAAUGUGAUCACAACUGCAUGUUUCUCCAAGGUCACCAAGAUAUUAGUUGCUGCUUUGACAUUUUUCCUUGGGAAAGAUGAAGAGGAGAAAAAGGACAGCGACUCAGAAUCUGAGGAUGAAGGACCAACAGCAAGAGACUUGCUAGUGCAAUAUGCCACAGGGAAGAAAAGCUCCAAACACAAGAAAAGGUUGGAAAAGGCUAUGAAAGUACUCAAGAAACAAAAAAAGAAGAAGAAACCAGAAGUGUUUAACUUUUCAGCUAUUCAUUUGAUUCAUGAUCCCCAAGAUUUUGCAGAAAAACUGCUAAAGCAGCUAGAGAGCUCUACGGAGAGGUUUGAGGUGAAAAUGAUGCUCAUGAACCUCAUCUCCAGAUUGGUGGGAAUUCACGAGCUUUUUCUCUUCAAUUUCUACCCGUUUCUGCAAAGGUUUCUGCAGCCCCACCAAAGAGAAGUAACAAAGAUCCUUCUGUAUGCUGCCCAAGCAUCUCAUCACUUAGUACCCCCCGAGAUCAUUCAGUCAGUGCUCACGACUGUGGCCAACAAUUUUGUCACCGACAAGAACUCUGGGGAGGUCAUGACAGUAGGAAUCAAUGCUAUAAAAGAGAUAACAGCUCGAUGUCCUCUAGCCAUGACUGAAGAACUUCUCCAAGACCUGGCUCAGUAUAAAACACACAGAGAUAAGAAUGUGAUGAUGUCUGCUAGAACUUUGAUUCAGCUCUUCCGAACACUGAAUCCUAAGAUGUUGCAGAAGAAGUUCCGGGGGAAGCCUACGGAGGCCUCCCUAGAAGCGAGAGUACAAGAAUAUGGAGAAUUGGAUGCUAAAGAUUACAUUCCAGGAGCAGAAGUUCUAGAAGUUGAAAAAGACGAGGAUGCUGAAAACGAUGAAGAUGGAUGGGAAAGUACCAGUCUCAGUGAGGAGGCGGAUGCCGAUGGCGAGUGGGUUGAUGUGCUGCACUCUUCUGACGAAGAACAGCAAGAAAUAUCCCAGAAGCUCAACAGCAUGCCUGUGGACGAGCGCAAAGCCAAAGCGGCAGCCGUUAGCACAAGCCGCGUGUUAACUCAGGAAGACUUCCAGAAAAUCCGCAUGGCCCAAAUGAGGAAGGAACUCGAUGCUGCCCCGGGGAAAGCCCAAAAGAGGAAAUACGUUGAAAUUGAUAGUGAUGAGGAGUCCAGGGGCGAGCUGCUUUCUCUUCGGGACAUUGAACGCCUUCAUAAGAAACCGAAGUCUGACAAGGAGACACGGCUAGCAACGGCCAUGGCCGGAAAGACAGACCGAAAGGAAUUUGUGAGGAAGAAAACCAAAAUGAACCCGUUUUCCAGUUCCACAAAUAAAGAGAAGAAGAAACAGAAGAAUUUUAUGAUGAUGCGAUACAGCCAUAACGUCCGGUCAAAAAACAAGCGUUCCUUCCGAGAAAAGCAGCUGGCACUACGAGAUGCACUUUUGAAAAAGAGAAAAAGAAUGAAGUAACUUCCAAGCAAAUUUUCCAUCCCAAGAAGAAUGCUACAUUUGUAUCAUUAUCUUGAAAAUUAAUCAAGGUUGUCUGUUUACAUUAAAGAGUCCUAAAGUACUUUAUUGUGAAAAACAGCAGUAAACAUGGUAGCAGUUUAGUGUUUCUGUUUUGGAGAUGGGUAGUGGUGGGAAUGUGUGAAAUGUCCCUGGUGGUGUAAAAUUACUGUCACUUCGCAUUCGUGCAAAGAAGAAAAAUGUUGGGUGCCUGCUGAUUGGCACUGUAGGGACAAGAAUGAGUGAGCCGUGGCCCUCCCAGAAGGCACUCGCAGCCUGUUUGGGAAACGCGAGGGGGCAGAUGUGUGUCGUGUGUGUAUCUGGAGUGCAGUGUGAAUAGUUCUCUAAUAGAGGUAGGUCUGUGCUUCGCUGGGGUUGUAGAGGCCUCUGCAGGGCACAGGAGUUCAAGAUUUUCUCUUUAAACGGGACAAUGUUACAAGAGUAGGAGUUUCUUACUUGUAUAUAGGCUUACCUGCUCCGAACAGGUCCCUGCUGUACAGGUUUUUCAUAGCCAAUUAAGCUCUUUUAGUCCAUCCAAAAACUAUUUUUUUGAAUGCCAGGUAUAGGCUUUUUGGUUACGACCUUGCUUUUUAAAUUGCCUUAAGUAUAAAUAGUAAUCGUGGAGUGUCUUUAGUUCGUCAUUUGGACCACCAUAGAGGAAAAAGAAGUCGGACUGGUCUCCCCAGCCUGCCUUCAUGCUGUGGUAUUUUCAGCCCACUGUUUGCUUUGUCUCAAUAAAAGGUUCCUAAUCUCAGAUAGGUCCUGUGGUGUGUGUGGACUGCUGUGCUGGUCUCCCUUCCCUUGGCGUGGCUGAGUAGCCUUCAGGGGACACAGGGCCGUGCUCAGCCUCUGUUUGCAAGUCAUUGAUUUGGAAAUAGCGGGUGCCUUUGCCUCCGAUUUCCUGGGUCAUAUUGUGGUAGAUGAGAAAAGUGUUCUCUGUUAUUUUAGAGUAAAAGGCAGUUUUCUGCCCACCAGAAUUAGAAAGUAGCUUCUAAAACUUCUCUUGUUCACUCUCUGUGUUCACUUUUGGUUUUACGUGAAACUUCGGGGCCUUCUGCAAAGAUGCCUCAGAUCACUGGACCUUCGUUGUGAAAAUCUUGAAGUUCAGGGACUAAGUUGCACUGGCCCGGUGAGGGGAGUUCUCAAGAGUCAACUUCAGUAGCUUUAGGGUUUAACAGGAAGUGUCCGAUGCAAAUUUGCUAUUUCAGACCUGAAACUUCUCUCUCUCUCUCUCUCUCUCUUUGUUUGUACUCUUGAACUGGGUGGCUCCUUGAGAGAGGUAAAUAAAAUUAGAAAUGGCAUAGCCCUUAGGGUUCACAGCUUUGCUCCUUGACUUCUGAUGGUUCCUGGAAGUCCCCCCUUCCUCAGGACAUUCGGACCCCACUUAGAGGCCUGGAGGCCAAAGUCCGUUCUGUGCUCGGACUCCUGUUCUACUGUGACUUCGCCCUGCUCUUAACUGAGGUUUAUAUGCAAGAUAGAAAAAUAGCUAGUUGAAAGAUGAAAGCCUUAACUCUUAUGUCUUCAAUCACAUAGUAUCUUAAUUCUGCCGGAUGCCUUUUAUUGUAUAAAUCUUCCUUUGAGAAUAUGUUCUGUAAACCUGAAGAUCAGAUUCUCACAAGGUCGGAUGCUGUCAGCAAAGGCAGAGUGAUCUUUCAGGGUCAAAGAAGGUAAAAAUACCUAGAAGAGGCCAUCAGGGUCUGAGCUUCAACUUUUCAGUCUCUGCUUUUCUGUCAUUCCGAAGUAUGGAUCCAUUUCAGGGACGAACACCCAUUUCCAAGCUCAGAAUGUUUACAAAGUGAUGUAUGAACCUAGAAUUCUGGCCCAUUUUGUAUGUGACCCCAGCAGGUUCCACAGAAGGCAGAGUCUGUUCCCUGCUGUAUCAUUAGUGCUGGUUCAGUGCCCAGGAAGUUAGGGGCGUAGCAAGUAUUUGAAUACAUGAUUUAUUCCCUGUCCAUUCUCUCUCUGUAAAUACAAGACCACCUACCUCGUUGAUUGUUUUGAAAAUUUUGAGAAUGUUUUCAGCACUUACCUUGGUAUUUGCCACAAAGUGAACAUUCAAUAAAUUUCUCAUCAACGAUUAGA